CUUUUUUGGUGCAUUGUGAUAAGGACUUGAGUAGUGAGAAAUUAGGAACUUCGUUUUUGGGAACUAAUCCCAACUAUGGCCCUCCUCUGUGCACUUCUGAUCAGACUCAGACUGACUUAAUUCAUCAAAAAUGUUCGACCUUUACUUGUCUCCAUUCAAAACCCACCUCAGAUUCUGCUUCUUGCCCUGCAAAGCUGUUCGAGAUUUAACCCACUUGACCAUAAUGUCAGUCAGUCUGUGUUGAGCUUGAAAAAAGAAAAGAAAAGAAAACAGGAGAAAACUUUUCACCUUCUUUUACAGAGUGUCUUCUUCAACCUCAUGUUUGUUGUUGCUUUCCUGUUUCUGUGCUAAUGGGUUUUGAAGUUUUGGGCUUUGUCUGUGAGGGUUUGUGUUUUGCUUGAGAAGAUGCUUGGUGGCUAAGGUUUUAUGAUAGGAUUGGUGAGUGUGUGGACCUGUUUUAGUUUAUGUGUUGCUGUUUGUCUUCUGAAUUAAGCCUUGUCUCUUGUUUUCUUGGGUAUGGUUUAGCUUUCUAUUGUUGUCUUCUUCUUUCAAGUUCUUAGCCUUUUAGAUUUCAAGUCCUUCAUUCUUUCUGUCUUGAGUGAUUUAGUUUCUUGGGUUUUAUUUUAAUUGAUUCUCUCCUGUUUCUUUUUUAGUCUUAUUUUCCCUUUUUAAUUUAUUUUCCUAGGCGUUAGUUUGUCCUCUUUUCUUUAAUUUUACUUCCAAGUUUCAUUGAAUCUAGGGUUUCUUCAUUCUUCUUUCAUACAUAUUGAUUAUGUUAAAGGGCUCCAAAGCCUACUUUCAUUUUCUGUUGGGGAUUUCCUGCUCCAUUCUUGAACAUGAUUGUGUGCUUGGGGCAUUCUUAGAUUGAAACUCAUCCACAUUUUGUUGGUUGGAAUUUGACUUGAUGCAUCUUUUAGGGUUUCAUAUCUUCAUUUAAGCAACUUAGUAAGUUAAAUUGUAGAGACCCCUUUCUGGGUCGUCAAGAGUCCGAAUUGUUGUUCUUGGUAAAACUCUGUGCUUGUACCAUAUAUUUGAGCAGAUAGGACAUUGGAGGUUAAGUUUAUUCUAAUAUAAAUUUAAAAGCUUGUCAUCUUCAAAAUAUAUGCAUGGAUCAAAGAGAUGCGAUGGGGUUAUCUGGGUCGCCUUCUUACUAUAUGCAGAGAGGCAUAUCUGGGUCUGGAACAGGAAUGCAAUCUGGGUUACAUGGAUCGUCAGCCAUUCAUUCCUUAUCUAAUCCAAGUAUGCCAUUUCAAUCAAACACUGUUGGCAGUAAUAUUGGAUCAGCAUUGGCUAUAGAGCCGCCAACAACAGUCUCACCUCAUGGUGUCAAUGUGGGCGCACCAUCUGCUGUGCCACCGAGGGAGACUGUGAAGAGGAAGAGGGGAAGGCCCCGAAAAUAUGGACCUGAUGGGACAGUGUCAUUGGCAUUGUCUCCGUCUUCAUCUACUCAUCCUGGGACAAUAACCUCGACACAAAAGCGAGGUAGAGGACGGCCGCCAGGGACUGGGAGGAAGCAACAAUUAGCAUCCCUUGGUGAAUGGCAGUCUGGUUCAGCCGGGAUGGGCUUUACGCCACAUAUCCUCACUGUAGCAGUGGGGGAGGACAUUGCAACAAAAAUAAUGUCAUUUUCACAGCAGGGAUCAAGAGCUGUUUGUGUCUUAUCUGCCAAUGGUGCUGUCUCUAUUGUAACUCUCUUUCAGGCAUCGACUUCUGGAGGCACUGUCACAUAUGAGGGGUGCUUUGAGAUUAUAUGUUUAUCAGGCUCUUACUUGGUCAGCAACAAUGGUGGAUCCCGCAACCGAACCGGUGGUCUGAGUGUCUCCCUUGCUAGUCCUGAUGGUCAUGUAAUUGGUGGUGGAGUUGGUGGUAUGUUCAUUGCAGCUACUCCUGUUCAGGUGAUUCUUGGAAGUUUCAUAUGGGGUGGUUCAAAGACAAAAACAAAGAAAGGCGAAGAUUCGGAUGGUGGAAGAGAUGCAGAACACGAGACAGAUGACAAUCUCGUGAGCCCAUCGAGUCAGAGUCUCAAUCCAACCUCUUCAGUUGGUGUAUGGCCUGGUUCGCGGCCAAUGGACAUGCGUAAUGCACAUGUUGACAUUGACUUGAUGCGCAAUUGACUAUAUUGUUCGACGAGCAAAGUAUACUGAUGAUUUAAAAGCCAGCUGAUUCCGGACUUGGUAAAUGCUUCAGUUAUCCGUAUCGACCAUGGGAAUGUAGUCAUAUUUUGUAGGGUAAGGGUAAGGGUAAUGACAUCUUAGCGUUCCUGCUUUUAACUGAUUUUUGUGCUGUAGACAUUUUCCCCUUCAGAUUUUAACCAAGAUAAUGUAAGCUCUAGUACAUUUUGUGGCAGCUUGGAUUGUAUCAGCAUGAAGGAUUUGAAUAAACGAGAGAUUUUCUUCUAUCUUAUGGCA
Messenger RNA from Tripterygium wilfordii, 2408 nucleotides. RefSeq names its product AT-hook motif nuclear-localized protein 9-like. Bases 1107 to 2114 code for a protein of 335 amino acids. The transcript has 5 exons. NCBI's taxonomy places the organism in Eukaryota, Viridiplantae, Streptophyta, Magnoliopsida, Celastrales, Celastraceae. Gene Ontology annotation, molecular function: minor groove of adenine-thymine-rich DNA binding. The record is from RefSeq and is a predicted model, not a curated record.